GAUGGAGGCUCUGGCAUUAGUUUUCAUUUUCGGCGCUCAAAAGAUGAUAUAAAAAUGAAUAUUUGAGACUUGUGUUUUUAUUAGUUUGUAAAACAGAAAAUGGUAACGAUUGUUGAUGAUAUAGAUUUUUUAACAGUUCAAGAGGCGAUUUUUAAAGAUGUCAAAUAUUACCUCUCUGGCGAUGUCUCGGAAAGGAUUAUGCAGUUACUUCAGUCAGGUGGAGGUGAAAAUACAAAAUAUUUUUCUGACUACGUUACUCAUCUAAUUUGUGGUCAAAAUGCUGCCGAUACAGACAUCGAUGAAGCUCAGGACAUCUAUCAGAUUCCUGCUGUGAAUGAAAAUUGGGUCCUUGCUUGUGCUAGAUUAAAAAAAUUGGCAAACACAAAGCCAUACUUUCCUAGCAAGAAUAAAAUAUUCUCAAAUGUUGUUGCAUGUGUAUCCAAAGUGACUCCAGCCGAUGCCAAAUCAUUAUUUGCGCUAAUAUCUUAUCAUGGUGGAAGAGUGAAGUUAAAUUUAGAUAGUCAGUGUACUCAUUUGAUCUGUGGCUCGACAUCAAGUAAAAAAUAUAAUUCAGCCUUAUCAUUAUCCUAUAAAAUUAAAAUCGUCACUCCAGACUGGGUUUUGGAGAGCUUGCGAGCUAGAAUACAGGCAGUGGCUGAGGUAUUUCACCCUAAAUUAUUGGUUAUACCAAAACCGCCACCGCCACCAAAACCAAUGGAUCGUAUUAGUGCAAUUACAGGAUUCGAUUUUGAAGAAGGCAUUGCUAAAAACGAAGUUCCAACUCAAAACAUGUCAGAAGGUAAAAAUGAAGAUACAAAAGCACUUUUAGAUAAACUCAAGCAAAGAAUGCCUUGGAAUAACAAUCCAUCGACAGCUAAUUCUUCAGCAGUCACAACUUCUAAUGCUAACUCAAUGGGCUACACAAUUGCAUCUAACACAACAAGUAUUGUUACAAAAUCUUUACCACAAGGAAUAAAUCAGAAUGUACAAAUACAGGGUGUUCAACAAAACACCCAGCUUAUACAGAAGUUUGGACAGAAUCCUCCUAUUUCACAGGCAAAUAUUAAUAUUCAGAAUCAACAAUCUAAUAUGCAACAAGGUUAUACACAAACUCAACAGUCACCACAACCUCAUGGGCUAUCUGCAAUACAAAUACAACAACAAAAGUUACUACAACAACAUCAACUCAGAAUGCAAAUGUUACAACAAGGCUUUACUCAGCCAAACGUUUCUCAGAUGAAUCAAAAUAUUUCUGGUCAAAUUCAGCAACAUAUUCAAAGUAAUCAACAUCAUGUCCAACAAUCACAAAAUGUUUCUCAAUCACAGAAUACAUCUAUGACUUCUGCUCAACAACAAAUUGAAAGCAUUAGUCAAAUGCUGAGUCAAAGUGCCAAUAAUUUACAACAAGCAAAUAAUUUGCAGCAAGCACAGCUUAAUCAACAAAACAUGUCUCUAAAACAAACUCUUACUUUAAGUCAGCAAAGUGCCGUGCAAAACAUUGCUCAGCAAUUGGCACAGUCAACUCAAAAUUUACAACAGAGCUUACAAAAUGCGAAACUUAACCAGAGCCUUGGUCAAAAUCAAGUGAUAAACCAGCAACAGAUGAUGAGCUCUGGUCAACAACUUUCAUCACAAAAUCAAGGCAUGAUCCAACAGCAGACUGUUCAAUCUUUGACUAAUCAGCAACAAAAUCUUAAUAUGGGAGUUCAGCAAGGCCUUGUUACAUCCCAAGCUCAAUCCAAUCAAGGACAACUAAGCCAAUUAGUAAGUAAUGCCUCUCAACAGUCUGUCAUUGGUCAGCAAAUACAACAAUCAAUACAAGGUCAACAGAGUGGAAACAUGCCAGUGCAAGGUACAUGGAGACAGCAGAAUAUUCAAAUGGUUCAAAAUGUCCAAGGUCAACAUCAAAUCAUCAGGAGUCCAUUGGUUCAGUCAAGGAAUCCCCAAAACCAAGUUAUAUUACAGCAGCAAAUUAUGCAAACUCAACAGCAAGCAUUGAUAAACAACCAACAGUCUCAGCUGAGUCCACAGCAUGGAGUACAACAAUCACAACAGAUUUUACAACAAUCCAUUGGAUCUCAAGGUCAAGCAAUAAGUCAGACACACCAUCAAAUACUGGUACAGAAACAACAACUAUUAAACAAUGCUGGACAACAACAGAUUGUUCAAGCACCACAGCAAGUUUUGAUAAAUCAGCACACUGGCCAACAGCAAAUACUUGUUCAUGGAAAUCAACAAGUUACCCUACAGGGUGGACAGCAAAUAGUAUCACAGAGCCAAAUAGUCCAUCAGGGAGGUCAAUUAGUCAAUCAAGGUGGACAACAGAUACUUACUCAGGGUACUCAACAAGUUCUAUCACAAGGGGGGCAACAUGUAAUAACCCAACAGGGACAACAGCACCAAGUAGUGAUAGCUCAAUCACCACAGCAAAUUGUAUCCCAGUCGGGACAACAGAUAAUUGGUCAAAAUGUUGGUCAGGGACAACAAGUAUUGUCACAGGUGCCUCAGUCUCCUCAGCCUGGAGGGCAAAUUACUGGUGGAGGCAUUCAGCAGAUAAUAACUCAUAGUGGUGGACAGCAAAUAGUGUCACCAGGUGGGCAGCAAAUUGUACAGGGUGGGCAGAAUGUUUCUUGGCAACAGCAGCAAUACAUUCAGCAACGCCAACCCAUUGGUCAACCCACUGGAGUUGGACAAAGGCCCCUACAAGUAUCAUGGACAGCUGGCGGCGGCGGGCGGCAGCUGAUCCACCUGGACGCACAGACGCAUGCGCAGUUGCAGCAGAUGGACCCACAGCAGCGCGCGAUGUUCGUGGCGCAACUGCAAAAGCGGCGGCAGCUGCAGAUACAGCGGGCUCUGGCACAGCAGCAGCAACCAGUCGUAUCAGGAGCCCCUGGUGGUGGACUGCAAGCAACACAGAAUGUCACAUUCAUUCGGAGUCCUCUACCACCCGGUCUCACGCAACAACAGCAGGUACAAUGGCAGGUGCAACAGCCAGGAAUUAGAACUGCCACAAUUCCUGCUGCAACUCCGUCGCAGACACCACAGUCACCAGUGGGCGCAGUGGGGGGCACAGUGGGUAAUGUGGGGGGAACUACAACAGUAGGUGCGGGAGUGGAGACGCAGUUACAACAGUUGCAACGGCAGCAACAGUACCGGCUGCAACAGCUGCAGGCGCAGCGGGACCAUGCUCACCAUCAGACUGCUAAACAGGUGGCGCCUGUUACGCAACACGUGGUCACCCCACUGCAAGAACAACAAGUCGAUGCUAUUUUGACACCCACUACACCCGAACAACAACAAGCAGGUGCAGGUGCACUGUUGGUGAAUCCCAAGACGAAGACGGCGCUGGCUAAUAUGCUGUCCAUCCGCCUGCAAGGGACUGCACCGCCUGCUGAUCAUGAACCAUCUGCCGCCGGAACCCUUAGGCUUAUGACGGCUGCGCACGCGGCGGGCGGUGCUGUGCGCGCGCCGGCGCGUCUGCUGCUCGGCGCCGCGCACCACCCGCACACCGUGCCAGCACCGGCCGGCAGCACGGUAGUUGGAAACAAGGUGUAUGGUAGUGUGGGCGGGGUGGGCGCAGUGCGUGCAGCGCCGCCUCGAGCGCAGUUCUAUGGACACAAUCCUAACCUAAAAUUGCCCCCAGACCUGUUCCUGCUUGGAUGUGUUUUCCAUGUUGUGGAGUACCAGCAGUCGGUGGGCAGCGAGCGCGUGGCGCGCUGGACGGAGGCGAUCCAGCGGCGCGGCGGCGAGGUGGAGGCGGGCUACUGCGCGCGCGUCACGCACGUGCUCUGCGAGACGCAGCGCCACGGCGUCGUCAUGCAGGCGCUGCGCGACGCGAAGCGGUGCGUGACCGCGUACUGGGUGCUGGACACGAUGGAGCGGCGCGCGGUGGCGCCGCCGUGGCAGGCCAUCCACCUGCCCGCCAUGUACGCGGCGCGCGAGCGGCCCGCGCGCCACCACCGCGCCGCGCUCUCGGGCUGGCGCCGCGACGAGCGCCGCCGCCUCGCCUGCUGCCUGCGCCAGGUCGGCGCCAAGCUAACGCCGUACAUGACGCGCGACAACACGGUGCUGAUCUGCAAGCGCGCGGAGGGCAACAAGUACCGGCGCGCGCGCGAGUGGGCCAUCCCCGUGGUCAGCGCCGCCUGGCUCACCGACCUGCUGCUCGGCAACAUGACGGCGCUCUCGCAGAUCGAGAAUGCAAAAUAUCAACAGUUCAAUUUGGCGAGCCCGUUCCGGAUGGACUACAGUCUUGUUUCUCAUUUAAUGAACGCGUGGAAGAUGCCGAUAAACAUAACGCAAGAGUCGCACGAGCGGGCGAAACGCGCGGCGGCCGCGGCGGGCGAGCGGCGCGCCAAGCGGCCGCGGCUCAGCUCCCCGCCGCCCGCGCCCCCCGCGCCCGCCGCACCCCCCGCGGCCGCUGCCCCCGCGCCCGCGCCGCCGCCGCUGCACCUGGCGCCGCGCGUGCUCUUCUCCAACGUGCCGCCCCCCGCGCACAACCGCCUCGCCGCCGUCGUCAGGCAACUCGGUGGGUUAGUAGUAACGUCAGCGGCGGAGGCGUCGCAUCUCGUUAUGGACAAACUGGUUCGCACUUGCAAGCUCGUGAGCUGUCUCAUAACCGUCAAGCAUCUGCUGACCACAGAGUGGGUCACCGAGAGCCAGAGACUCAAUAAAUUCGCAGACGAAGCAAAAUUCGGUCUCCGUGACGAAGAGUUCAACAGGACGUUCAAAUGUGACAUAGACGAAGUAUUAUUGAGUGGGGAACAAAGGAAGAAACUGUUUGACGGGGUCACCUUCUUCCUCACUCCCUGCGUCAAACCUGCCAAGGCGAGUCUCACGGAAAUGAUAGAACUGUGCGGCGGGAAAGUGGAGAAGAAUCGAAGGUCUUAUGUUUCUAUACAAGAGAUGCACAGCCAGCGGCCGUACAGCUACUUGGUGCUCACUGUGCCCAAUGAUUUGCAUUUAGUGUACUAUUUGCUGCAGUCCGAGAAGACUUUGAAUGUCGUAUGCAGUACUGAAGUGGUGUUGUCGGCGAUUAUGAGGCAAAAGUUAGAGAUUGAAGAGUUUCUUGUCAAAAUAGACUAAUUGGUGUGUUGAAAAGUAGCAAAAAAAAGCAAUUGCAUUGUCUGUAAAAUACUUCCAUGUAUAUAAGCGGAUAGUGAGUUUUAUAGCUAGAACGUUUAUAUCACUUUAGGUGUAUGUAAGUAGAAUAUUGUUCGACAUAUUUUUUCAUAUAGAAAUUAUAACAAAAUAUUAUUUUCAGUUGAUUUUUAAAUGCAUUUAAUAGUUAAUUAAAACGCGUCCGUGCCUUAAUUUAUUACGAUUCAUAUUCAUACGACAUUCUAGGAAUCUCUGUGUCUGUUUCGAAAUAUAGAUUGUUAAGGAGAGUAAACUUUUUGUAUGCGUAUUUAAAUUUUGAGAGUUAUACUUAUUUAGAAGGCAAUUUAGAAUGUGGUCCAAUGCCAUGGUGUAAAGAAUUUAAUAAAAGACUUUUUGUAAAA
Zerene cesonia (dogface butterfly) is the source of this 5498-nucleotide messenger RNA. RefSeq names its product PAX-interacting protein 1 (gene Ptip). Gene Ontology annotation, cellular component: MLL3/4 complex. The coding region runs from base 100 to 5082 and encodes 1660 amino acids. The transcript is spliced from 16 exons. Lineage: Eukaryota; Metazoa; Arthropoda; Insecta; Lepidoptera; Pieridae. The record is from RefSeq and is a predicted model, not a curated record.